Molecule: messenger RNA, 3857 nt
Organism: Lethenteron reissneri (Far Eastern brook lamprey)
Lineage: Eukaryota; Metazoa; Chordata; Hyperoartia; Petromyzontiformes; Petromyzontidae
Product: oocyte zinc finger protein XlCOF6-like
Biological process (GO): regulation of transcription by RNA polymerase II
Cellular component (GO): nucleus
Molecular function (GO): DNA-binding transcription factor activity, RNA polymerase II-specific
Source: RefSeq, a predicted model, not a curated record
GUUGCCGCUCCGCGCGGGAACUGAAAUCCGAGGUCAAGCCCGCUUGAGCUGCUAUACCGCUCUUGAUUUCAGAAGCGACCUGCCCACAACAACAAGAAUUGGUCUGAUGGAGCAAAGGGACUCGGCGCAGCUCGGUACAAGAAGGAAACAAUGCGACCAGUAUGCAGACAGCACGGAUCGUACUGGAAGUUUGACACAGCACCAGAGAACACACACAGGAGAGAAACCCUUCAAGUGCACUGUGUGUAACAAGGCAUAUGCACGAUCAUCAACUCUUCAGAUCCACCAGAGAACACACACGGAAGAGAAACCUUUCAAGUGCAGUUUGUGUGUAAAGGUAUUUUCAGGUUCAUCUCCUCUGAAACGACACCAGAAAACACACAGGGGAGAGAAACCCUUCAGGUGCCUUUUGUGCGAUAAAGCAUUUGUAAAGUCAUCAUAUCUUCAAACACACCAAAGAACACACACGGGAGAGAAACCCUUCAAGUGCAUUGUGUGUGAAAAGGCAUUUGCAAAGUCAAAAUAUUUUAAGAGACACCAGAGAACACACACAGGAGAGAAACCCUUCAAGUGCACUGUGUGUGAGAAGGCAUUUUCAACGUUAUCACAUCUGAAAACACACCAGAGAAUGCACACAGGAGAGAAACCCUUCAAGUGCAGUGUGUGUGAGAAGGCAUUUGCAACGUUAUCAAAUGUUAAGCACCACCAGAGAACACACACAGGAGAUAAACCCUUCAAGUGCAGUGUGUGUGGGAAGGUAUUUGCACGGUCAUCACAUCUUCACGACCACGAAAGAACACACACAGGACAGAAACCCUUCAGGUGCACUAUGUGUGAGAAGGCAUUUGCACAGUCUGGAAACUUGACACAGCACCAGAGAACACACACAGGAGAGAAACCCUUCAAGUGCACUGUGUGUGGGAAGGCGUUUGCACAGUCAUCAACUCUUCAGACUCACCAGAGAACACACACAGGAGAGAAACCUUUUAAGUGCAGUGUGUGUAAAAAGGUGUUUGCACGGUCAUCCAUUCUUAAAUCACACCAGAGAACACACACAGGAGAGAAACCUUUUAAGUGCACUCUGUGUGGGAAGGCGUUUGCAAUGUCAUCAAAUCUUAAGACCCACCAGAGAACACACACAGGAGAUAAGCCCUUCAAGUGCAGUGUGUGUGGGAAGGCAUUUUUUUAUUCAUCUACUCUUAAACAACACCAGAGAACACACACAGGAAAGAAACCUUUCAAGUGCACUGUGUGUGGGAAGGCAUUUUCAUGGUCAUCAUAUAUUCAGACCCACCAAAGAACACACACAGGAGAAAAACCUUUUAAGUGCAGUGUGUGUGGGAAGGCGUUUGCAAAGUCAUCAAUUCUUAAAUCACACCAGAGAACACACACAGGAGAGAAACCUUUCAAGUGCACUGUGUGUGAGAAGGCGUUUGCAUGGUCGUUCAUUCUUAAAUCACACCAGAGAACACACACAGGAGAGAAACCCUUCAAGUGCACUGUGUGUGAGAAGGCAUUUUCAUUGUCAUCAUAUCUUCAGACCCACCAGAGAACACACACAGGAGAUAAACCCUUCAAGUGCAGUGUGUGUGGGAAGGCAUCUUUGUAUUCAUCUACUCUUAAACAACACCAGAGAACACACACAGGAGAUACACCUUUCAAGUGCACUGUGUGUGAGAAGGCAUUUUCAUUGUCAUCAUAUCUUCAGACCCACCAGAGAACACACACAGGAGAUAAACCCUUCAAGUGCAGUGUGUGUGGGAAGACAUUUUUAGAUUCAUCUGCUCUUAACACCAGAGAACACACACAGGAGAGAAACCUUUUAAGUGCAUUCUGUGUGGGAAGGCGUUUGCAAAGUCAUCAAAUCUUCAGUCCCACCAGAGAAUACACACAGGAGAUAAACCCUUCAAGUGCAGUGUGUGUGAGAAGGCAUUUUCAGAUUCAUCUACUCUUAGAAUACAUCAGACAACACACACAGGAAAGAAACUCUUCAAGUGCAGUGUUUGUGGGAAAGCGUUUGCACAUUCAUCAAAUCUUAAAAAACACCAGAGAACACACACGCAUCAGAAAAUCCACAAGAAGUGUAAUCUGAAAUCGGCUUGUGAAAGUCAAAGUGCUGCAAUGUCCCCAUUGUUCAUGAAACAAGAACCAGAAGACAAUCCCAGCCUGGACACUUUGAAAGGUAUCAAGGUGAAAUAUGAAGAGGCGAAAGUGAAAUGUGAAGAAGUAACAUUGAAGAGCGUAGAAGUGAAGGUUAAAUUUGAAGAUUCAACUCCAAAAUCGGACCUUCACAUAGAUGGAGGCAGUGUGAAGCAGGAACUAAAUUCUGACUGUGAGGCAGAGCGAGGCAACUCCCAGGAGUUUGUGGAUGUGGAGGUGUGGGUGGACUUCUUAGACAAUACAAAGUCAAAUGGAGACCAGGUAGAUGUGCAAGCUUGAGACAAUUAAGCUCCAAUGGAUGCACCUUUGUCACAGGCCUUUCUAAUGAAUAUAAUGUGAAGUUGAACAAUCAAUUUCUAGGUUCAAACUGCAGUGUAAGCGUGGCCAGUUUUUGUGAACCUGUGGGUUGGGGCGAUCUCUAACCAGGAGUGACUCAAGUGUUUUGUAUCAUAUCUCAUCUUAGACACUCGAUGGGUGCCCAUAAUGGGCAUCUGCCCCUGUGUGCCACAAGGUGACCGUUCACUGGCCUGCAUGUGGAUAGGAGUUUGUAAGUCGGGGGCGAUGAUUGAUAUGCCAGUCGGAUUAGAACCUUGAACCUCUGCAACAAAUAGAGAAUGUACUACUACUUGGCUUCCCUCUACGAGAGUGCUGCACGUAUAGGCCUCAUCUCGGCAGAGAUCAACUUGUAAAUACGUUGCAACGUGACGCAGUACAUUUCGGUAUAGUAAUAAAAUGUUGCCAAUGUGCCCUUUGAUUAUUUUGAAUCAUUAUUGAAAGAAUACCUGUCUGAUUUUGUACGUACAUACAACAUUUUGUGUAUUAAUGUCAAACAUGGAAUAUGUGCUGUCAGGACAAAGUAUCUGUUUUGGUGGUAACCUGUACAAAAACUCACGUGAGAGCUGUUAUUUUUGUGAUACGGGUCAAAGGGUAUUUUUGUGAAUCAGGACGCAUCUGACUGGGGCAACUCAUUGUCUUUGAAAUCGGGAGCAUAGUCAGAUCAUUCAUCAGUUAAGGUAUGCCACUUACAAGUUACGUAUAGGAGAUACAUUCUCCUCAAGAACACUAUCAUUUUGUAUUACGUAUACAUUUUGUCGAACUGAGACUUGAAAUGGACCUUGCCGAUGAACAUCAGUUGAAGCAAGCCGGACUGUUGUUGAGACAUUGUACACCAAACCAGUCCACAGGUGGCUUGUACUGAACACAUGUGUAGUGCCAUAAGAGGGGAGGGGCUGCUGGGGGCUCUGGGAUCCUAGGCAGAUAAACCCUCGGCGCCAGGCGCUAGGAUCCCAGGCACCCCAAACAGUUAAGCCCCUUGGCGCCACCAACGGGGGGGGGGCUGUGCGUGCUCUGUGGGAUAUCUGGGGUCGCACACAACCCCACCCCUCGUUGGGGACGAGGCAUAAAAGGGCAGCUCCCUGGCCGAUCGGGGCCAGUUGCAGCUCAAGACCCAAGACCAGCCAGCUUAGGACCGUGGACCCCCUCGUCCCGCUUGUCCUUGUAAGGGCCGGGACGCUGUGAGGGCCGGUGGUGGGACUCUGGGACUCCCGGCUCUACGUCCUUGUAAGGGCGAGUUCAGAGGAAGCCAGAGUCCAGACCCGCACCUUGGUUGGGUCGGGUCAAUUAGCCUCCCCUAGGGUAAUUACAGCCGGAGGACCCCAGAGCGUAGCCAGAGUAGUGUAUCUAGGCUGUAACAGAGU